CUAGCCCAGAGGACCGCACUUGUAAUCGAGAGUAGGCUGUACAACUUGCUUUGUGCUAACAACAGAACAUCGAGGCCUACUGUGAAAAAUGGCAUCCCGCGAGAUACAGAUUAGGCAGAGGGGGCGUGGCCGUCGGCAAGAGGACGAGACCGCCGAUAACAUGCAGGCGGUAAGCCCGUUUUGGAACCGCAUUCUAGACAUGCGAUCAGACAGCAUCGUCAUGACAACAGAAGAUUUGGAGGUGCUGUAUCAAGACGCAGUCGACUGGUUUGAAUCGAUGAGGCCAAGAGAUGGGAUGGGAAACACAGUCGUGUCACAGAUGCCUAAGCUGCUGAGGAUGGUCAUCAAUGCAUCCAACAUGUGCCAAGCAGCUUCAACUCCAAGGGAAGAGAAGGCCGCUCAACAAAUGUUGAAUGAUGCUCUUGACAUGAUGUCAGCUUUUGUGGCCGGCCUUCAAACCACAAAUGAGGAAGAAGCUCGUAUCAUCAGCAGGGCCAUUCAGAAUCGCCGUCCAUUGAAUACACAAGAGCAAGGUAAACUUGCAAAGAUGAAACAAGUACUUUGGACAAAUCGUUCGACAGUUGGGAAGGUGGCUGUUGUUGCAGGUGCUGCUGCCCUGACGUGUGCUGCCGUCCUUGGUAUUCUGUGGGGCCUUGGAGUGGUCGGUGGGGCUGCAGCUGGGGGAACAGCCGGAACAGCGGCAGCUGGAGGAACAGCCGGAACAACAGCAGCUGGGGGAACAGCCGGGGCAGCAGCAGCUACCGGAACAGCCGGGGCAGCAGCAGCUACCGGAACAGCCGGGGCAGCAGCAGCAGCUACCGGAACAGCCGGGGCAGCAGCAGCUACCGGAACAGCUGGGGCAGCAGCAGCUACCGGAACAGCCGGGGCAGCAGCAGCUACCGGAACAGCCGGGGCAGCAGCAGCUACCGGAACAGCUGGGGCAGCAGCAGCAGCUACCGGAACAGCCGGGGCAGCAGCAGCUACCGGAACAGCCGGGGCAGCAGCAGCUACCGGAACAGCCGGGGCAGCAGCAGCUACUGGAACAGCCGGGGCAGCAGCAGCUACCGGAACAGCCGGGGCAGCAGCAGUAACAGUUACCGGAGCGGCAGAAGCAGCCGGGGCAGCAACAGCUACCGGAGCAGUUAUCGACAUAACAGCAAUCACGGCAGUGGCCGAAACCGGAGGAACGAGGGCAGCCGUUGGCGUUGCUGCCAUUGUGAUCAAGGCGAUCACGCGCAAAUAAGCAUGACGCUUUUAAUCUCAAAGCAGAUGUUGGGAGGCCAAAUUGUUACGAUAACUUAACCCAGAGCAACCUAAUGAUUUCGCUUCUACAUCUUAACUUGAAAAUCUAUCUGUGUUUUUGGUAAGCCUAAACUGUGAUUUCCAACACAAAAAUUGGACUGACGCAAAUUUUUUUACUCAGACUCGAGUCUUUGUCAAAGAAUGGGCAAUUCACUGCUCCUGUGACGUCAUAUUGAACAUGUUUCGAUUGUAGAUGCGAAGAACAAUGAUAUAUAGCCACGCGAGCAUUGAGUAGACAAUGGUAAGGAUAAAAUGAUGACUGAAAGACAAUGGUGAGGGUAAAAUUUAAAUGGUGACAAAUUUGUUAAUAGUAGACAUUGGUGAGGGUAAAAUGGAGACAGAAAUUUGUUAAUAGAUAGUGGUGAGGGUAAAAUGGAGACAGAAAUUUGUUAAUAGAUAGUGGUGAGGGUAAAAUGGUAACAGAAAAUUGUUGAUAGAAUAAUGGUGAGCACAAAAUGGUGGCAGAAGCUAGAUUGUCAAUAAGAGAUAUUAUUGAGUAUUAUAUGGUGGCAGACGCGGGCAGUGAGCACAAAUGUAAAGUUUGCUAUCAGUUGAGUUCCAGUGUAGUGUUAAUCGAAGUUUUGUUGCAGUUUUGUGAAUAUUCGAAGCUUGGUGAGGAAUGAAGUGUGUUUUGAAGUUACCUUCAACACGUGUCAUUGUAUCUAAUUUCUUUAACAACAUUAAAGUACAGUACGAGUUACCAAUAGAAAAAAAUCACUUUUAUUAUCAACCGUCAAUGGAAUGAUAUGUAAUAAAAGUGGAUGAUGUA
Molecule: messenger RNA, 2071 nt
Organism: Branchiostoma floridae (Florida lancelet)
Lineage: Eukaryota; Metazoa; Chordata; Leptocardii; Amphioxiformes; Branchiostomatidae
Product: WAG22 antigen-like
Exons: 6
Coding region: 89-1243 (384 amino acids)
Source: RefSeq, a predicted model, not a curated record